Suillus clintonianus is the source of this 1281-nucleotide messenger RNA. Its product is annotated as P-loop containing nucleoside triphosphate hydrolase protein. Gene Ontology annotation, biological process: DNA repair; DNA-templated DNA replication. The coding region runs from base 47 to 1078 and encodes 343 amino acids. Gene Ontology annotation, cellular component: nucleus; Elg1 RFC-like complex; Ctf18 RFC-like complex. The record is from RefSeq and is a predicted model, not a curated record. Lineage: Eukaryota; Fungi; Basidiomycota; Agaricomycetes; Boletales; Suillaceae. Gene Ontology annotation, molecular function: ATP hydrolysis activity; DNA clamp loader activity; DNA binding. The transcript is spliced from 9 exons.
AUAUUAUGUCACAGCGUGUCGCGUCUGCUUCCCAAAUAACUUACUCAUGGCUUCAUCCUCAGCAAAAGGGAAGGCACCAGCUACCGGAGCUGCGAGUUCAGGCUAUGAACUACCUUGGGUGGAGAAAUACAGGCCACAGAACUUGGACGAUGUGGUCGGAAACGUUGACACUAUUGAAAGACUGAAGGUCAUUGCAAAGGAUGGAAAUUGCCCCCAUAUCAUUAUAUCAGGUUUGCCGGGUAUUGGAAAGACGACGAGUAUACACUGUCUAGCUCAUCAGUUACUCGGGGAUGCGUACAAAGAGGGUGUUCUCGAACUAAAUGCUUCUGAUGAGAGAGGAAUCGAUGUCGUACGGAAUAAAAUAAAGGCUUUUGCACAGAAGAAGGUCACCCUUCCUCCUGGGCGGCAUAAAAUUGUGAUUCUGGACGAGGCUGACAGUAUGACUGGUGGUGCACAGCAAGCGUUGAGAAGAACGAUGGAGAUUUACUCAAACACAACUCGCUUUUGCCUGGCAUGCAACAUGUCUAACAAAAUCAUCGAACCGAUACAGAGUCGAUGUGCUAUCCUACGAUAUGCAAAGCUGAGAGACACCGAAAUUCUGAAAAGGCUGUUAGAAAUAUGCGAAAUGGAGGAGGUCGAAUACAAUGACGAUGGUCUGACUGCUCUCAUCUUCACAUCCGAAGGCGACAUGCGUCAAGCAAUCAACAACCUUCAGUCAACGCACUCCGGUUUUGGAUUUGUGUCUGGUGAAAACGUUUUCAAAGUUUGCGACCAGCCUCAUCCUGUCAUCGUGCAAAGCAUGAUACGGUUGUGCUUAAAGGGUGAUAUCGAUGCUGCGAUGGAGAAACUGAAUGAACUCUGGGAGCAAGGCUAUAGCGCUGUUGACAUCGUAGUCACAGUCUUCAGAGUAACAAAAACAUUUGAUGAACUACCCGAGUAUAUGAAACUUGAAUUUAUCAAGGAAAUUGGCUUCACGCAUAUGCGGAUACUUGAGGGUGUGGGCACUAUUAUCCAAUUGGGCGGUUUGCUGGCUCGACUGUGUAAAAUGAACAUGCAGCCUACAUUGUUUCAAUUGUAGUAUUCGUCAUUUGCCAGUGUCUUUGCUAUAGCUCAUACGCUUCAAUCCUUCUCUCAAUCGAGUAGCUCAACUCCAUGGGCGUUGAACGCUGAGGCCUUGUCGCAGAUUCCGUGUCUGAGCUGCAAUAUCAUCCUUAAGGACGAAACUAGGGAUAGCUAAAGCCUAUCAAGAUUUGCCUUUUUCCGUUGUGUACAACAUCUAAC